Molecule: messenger RNA, 1455 nt
Organism: Closterium sp. NIES-65
Lineage: Eukaryota; Viridiplantae; Streptophyta; Zygnematophyceae; Desmidiales; Closteriaceae
Source: the annotation of a GenBank genome assembly
AUGUUCCUCCUCGUCGGCCGCUCUUGCCCACGUCAGACCGCUUUCCUCGUCGCCCGCGCUUUCCCUCAUUACCCUCCCCGACCCUCUGGUCGCAUAUGUUCCGGUAGUUGCCCUCGCUCUCCCACGUUAACCACACAUCCCCUCGUCGCAAUUGCUAGUAGUAAACAUACCGCGCUUCAGAUCGUCACCCGCGCUCCCCUCAUCACCCUCGUCGACCCACACCGAUCCUCGCCGCCCUCACCUCCCUUGGUCACCGACAUUCCCUCUCGUCGCUCGCGCUUCCCCUCAUCACCCGUGCCGACCCUCGCCGCCCUCGCCUCCCCUCGUCGCCCGCGCGUCCCGUCGUCGGGCUUACCUCCCAGUCACUCGCGCUUCCCCUCAUCAUCCGCAUGGGGAGGAACAGAUGGGGAGAAACAGAGGUGGUCGCUUCCGCCACCACAAUCGAACAGCGUUUUGAUUCCCUCUCUACUCCCCACCAUCCUCCCCCCAGCUCUCUCCCCGGCACGCUUCACCCCAUCCCCUUCCGUGCUUCCCCCCAUCCCCUCCCCUGCUUCCCCCCAUCCCCUCCCCUGCUUCCCCCCAUCCCCUUCCCUGCUUCCCCCCUUCCCUUUCCCUGCUUCACCCCAUCCCCUCCCCUGCUUCCCCCCAUCCCGUCCCGUGCUUCGCCCCAUCCCCUUCCCUGCUUCCCCCCAUCCCCUUCCCUGCUUCACCCCAUCCCCCUCCCUGCUUCCCCCCAUCCCCCUCCCUGCUUCCCCCCAUCCCCUUCCCUGCUUCCCCCCUUCCCUUUCCCUGCUUCACCCCAUCCCCUCCCCUGCUUCCCCCCAUCCCGUCCCGUGCUUCCCCCCAUCCCCUUCCCUGCUUCCCCCCAUCCCCUUCCCUGCUUCCCCCCAUCCCCUUCCCUGCUUCCCCCCAUCCCCUUCCCUGCUUCCCCCCUUCCCUUUCCCUGCUUCACCCCAUCCCCUCCCCUGCUUCCCCCCAUCCCGUCCCGUGCUUCCCCCCAUCCCCUUCCCUGCUUCCCCCCAUCCCUGCUUCCCCCCAUCCCCUUCCCUGCUUCCCCCCAUCCCCUUCCCUGCUUCCCCUCAUCCCCUUCCCUGCUUCCCCUCGUCCCUUCCCCUGCUUCCCCCCAUCCCCUUCCCUGCUUCCCCCCAUCCCCUUCCCUGCUUCCCCCCAUCCCCUUCCCUCCUUCCCCUCCUGCUGCCUCCCAUCACUCUCAUUCUCCUUCCUCCCGCACUCACACCUCUCAGUCCUCUCGCACUCUCUCUCUCCGUCCUCUCGCUCUUGCACUCUCCUCCCCACCACCCUCAGCCCUCCUUCCCCUCACACCCACCCAUGUUCCCACCUGCCCUCCCCAUCCUUGCCUUUCCCUCCCUGCCCUGCCCUUCCCUUCUCCAUCCCUUCUCAAACCUUCCCUUUCAUGUCAUGCCCUCACCUUCCCCCUCAUCUUCCGCCCUCUAG